AUGCCGCAUUUCUACAAAGAAGUUGUUGAAGCCUGGAGGGUAGUAGGAGGAGAGUUAACACAUGAACCUGUGACAGCAAAUAAAGUCUAUAAGGAGUAUAUGUGGGGAAACCCUCAUAUCAAGAUAGAUAAUAGAGUUUUAUACUCCCGUACAUGUAUUGAUUCUGGUAUUGUUAAAAUUCAAGAUAUAAUUCAAAAUGGUAUAUUAAUUGACCCCAAAGCUUUUAAAGAUAAGUGGUUUGAUUCCUAUCUCACCAACCGGAGUUGUCGUGUCUGUGUUGAUGAUAAUUACUCAGAUCCACACUUAUUAACUUUUGGGGUUCCACAAGGCUCGGUAGUUGGUCCUGCUCUAUUUAGCUUAUACAUCAGUCCGCUUGGAGACAUCAUCAGGCGUCAUUGUAUUAAAUAUCAUUUUUAUGCUGAUGAUCUACAACUGUAUCUUGAUUUUGACCCAUCUCUUCCCUCUUCCGUUGAUCUGGCUUUGGAUAGACUUAGGUUAUGUAUCAAGGAUGUUAAGAUUUGGAUGGCUAAGAAUAAGCUUAAACUUAAUGAUAACAAAACAGAAUUCAUUGUUUGUGCUUCCAAGAGGCACUUAGAGCUUGAUCACGUUAGACAGGCUUCUCUGUCACUUGGUGAACUUAACACUCUACCCACUAACUCGGUCCGUAAUCUUGGUGUCACAUUUGAUUCCACGCUGUCGCUCUCUAAUCAAGUUCAGUCAGUUUGUAAAUCGACCAAGUACCAUAUACGUAACUUAUGGAGGAUUCGCAAAUUUGUUGACUAUUACACCUGUCAGGCAGCAGUUCGUGCACUUGUUUUGUCUAGAAUUGAUUAUUGCAAUUCAUUGUACUCUGAGUUGACUGUAACUGAUUCUCUAAAAUUACAGAAGUUGCAGAAUUCUGCUGCACCUUGUGGUCCUAAUAACUGGGGGCGUGAUUGCGAUAUAAUUUGCAGAACCAACCCUCCAGGUUGUCCAAGUAUUCUGUUCUGUCCACCUGACCCUUUCGGUUGCUCGUGUAUGUCCGGAUAUGGUGACCUUGAUUGUAAUAGAGUUUGCGACACUAGAAAAACGGGUAAGUAUGGACCCGGAUGCCUUCUUGACUGUCACUGUGACGCUACUGAAUGUCGGCCUUCAGAAGGUUGCAACACAGCCGCCACUUGUCAUACUGGUUACACUGGCACCCGUUGUCUAGAGAGAGAUCCGAAUGUUGAGUGUCCCGAGGGUUUUUAUGGCCCACAGUGCACCAAACCUUGUCACUGUGAAAACUCGUCGACAUGUGAUCGAAAUAGCGGAAGUUGUCCUGACGGUGAUCUUUGUGAGGACGGAUGGGGAGGAGUAGGAUGCCAACAAGCACUUCCACGACUGUACGAUGCGCCAUUCAUCGAGUACAGUGCUUCGAGUAUCAGCGUAGUUUGGUCAGUCUGGGACAGAGAUUAUGAUUUCGGUAACAGAGAUGCCAGCAGUUACGUUUUGAAAUACUGGAAGACGGCAUCACCGGAUGAAGCAGCAACUAUUGAUAACAUUAAGGAAACUAGGAUAGAAAUCAACAUUUCGUCGAUAGAUUACAACCAACAUUACGAUGUGACUGUGUCAGUAAAUGCUGAUAUUGACGGCGUGUCAACACAAGGAAUUGCUAGUCAAGUCACGGCAUUAAAUCCUAUUGAGCCUCCAUCCUUUUCAUCUAACCCGUGUAACUUCUCUCGACUUGCAAACUUUUCCACCGUUGUAACGUGUGAUAUUUGGAGUUUCGAUGCAUACACCGGUAUGGGAAUUGUACAAGGGUACACUAUAGAAUAUUGGAACGUGAAGAAACCAAAUAUUCUGUACUCAGUCAGUGUAGAUGAACCUGUUCAGUCGCAGAAUUACAUGGUCCUACUACCUGAAGUAUAUGUGUACUACUCGUUUGAAGUAGUUGUGAUGGUGAACUAUGAGCACAAAGGUGCAGAUAUGACUGGGACACCAAGCUCCUCAAUUAGCAUUCCAAAAGUCAAGGUGCCUGAUAUUACAGCAUUUAGUGGAGCAUAUAUUGUAGACAGUGACACCGACACGGAUCUGCGUGCCUACACCGGCCGAAGGGAUGGCGUUAACGACAACAAAAACGUCAUAUUUGGCAUAGGCUUAUGGGUGAACGACAUCGGGACGCACUAUGAGGAAAAAGAGUUAAUAAAUAUACAGCACGAUAUAGCCAGUUCUAUUUUCACUUCUGGUACAAAGUACACUCCAUGCAAAGCAUUAACAAAUAACGCAUUGAAGUGUCAGCUCGAUUUUCCCUCUACUCUUGGUGUACGCAGAGUCGGUGUGAAAUACAUGCGGACAGAAUUUGAAAGUUACAGUGCUUCAGCGUCAAUGGUGUUUCUAGCAAAUAAAGGCACCAUUGUACCAGAGCAUCGAACUAUUACAACAAGUAUUGGUGACACAGUUAAGCUGGUAAUGAUGAUUCAUGAUAGUAUAAAUCUCAGUAGCUUACGAUGGAAGAAAGAUGGAGGAUCCGAUAUCAUAGAGUGGGCAGGGUUAAGCAACGCGACCAUUGAAAAUGUUCGGCAAAAAGACGCUGGUAUUUACGAAUGUUAUCCGGAAGGACGACGGUACAAGGGUCAACACGCUAUAGUACGAGUAAUUGUUCGAGAGUGUCCUCGUGGGAAGUGUGUACCUCCCGAUUGUAAAAUCGACUGCCCUGUAUGCUAUAAUGGGGGCGUGUGUUCUGCUCAAUUCGGACCUUGUAUCUGUCCCCCGGGCUUCAAAGGAGAUAACUGUGAAGAAGCGUGUGGUCAUAAUAAUUGGGGACGUGAUUGCACUAUUAUAUGCAGCAGCAGUACGGAUACAACCAAGUGUAAAGGACGUUUUUUUUGUCCACCUGACCCUGUUGGUUGCUCGUGUAUGUCAGGAUACGACGGUCUUGAUUGCAGUAGAGCAUGUGACACAGAAAUAUCUGGCAAGUAUGGACCAGGAUGCCUUCUUGAUUGUCACUGUAAAGCUACUGAAUGUCGGCCAUCAGAGGGUUGUAACGAAGGCGCCAUUUGUCAAUCUGGUUACAUUGGAACGCGUUGUCUAGAGAGGGACCCGGAUGUUGAGUGCCCCGGUGGAUUUUAUGGCCCACAAUGCACCAAAAUAUGUCAUUGCCGAGGCUCGCCGAAAUGUGAUCGAAAUAAUGGAAGUUGCCAUGAUGGUGAUGUUUGUGAAGACGGAUGGGCCGGAUUAGGAUGUCAGCAAGUUCUUCCCGCCCUGAGUGAUGCUCCACAUGUGAGAAUGUUUCCAAGUACCUGUAAUGUCGAGAUUAGUUGGUCAACCUGGAGUCUGGACAAUGACUACGGCCGUGGAAACGUCCACAGUUACCAGUUGGAAUACUGGCCAACUAGUCACAUCAGCGAUUUAGUUGUUUUAAAUACCACAAUGGACACGAAAAUGAACAUAUCGCGGGCACAAAUGAACAAUAACACAGAAUACAGUUUCACUGUAAAGGUUGUUACUGAGGUUGAGGGUGUGUUAGUGGUUGGAAAACCUAGUCCACCGGCAGUUCAGAUAUAUCUUCCAGCUCUAAGCAAUGCUCCACUUGUGAAAAUGUUUGCGAAUUAUGUCAAUAUCAGUUGGUCGAUCUGGAAUUUUUACAAGGACUAUGGCUGUGGAACCGUUGAAAGCUAUCAGUUGCUAUUUUGGCCAACUGAUGAUACCAGCGAUUUAGUUGUUCUAAAUGUUACAAUAGGCACCGAAACGAACAUAUCAUGCGCAGAUAUGAACUACAACACAGAAUACAGUUUCACAGUAAAAGUUCUUACUGAUGUCGACGGUGUAUUAUUUGUUGGAAAACCCAGUCCGCUGGCAUUCUAUCAGAUAUACCCGCCGGUUCUGCAAAAUCCACCGUCUAAUAUUUCACGUAGUUCACUUGGUAUCAACGUCAACUGGACCGAGUGGGCAUUCAAUCGUGAUGAUGGCAUUGGAUGUGUAACUGGUUACGUUGUUGAAUGGUGGGAUGCAGUGGCAGCCUGGAAUAUCAGCAACAACACAUUUGAUGGAAAGCCUUCUGAAGGAAUACUUAUCCCAGAUAUUCCAUACUAUACUACUCUGGUUUUGCAAAUCAAAACGCUCUAUAAUAAAAGAAACAGUGAAGUCAUUGGAUUACCAAGUCCAUUACUGGUUAUAUUUAAAGAGCAAUGUCCAUAUGGCUGGAAGCAAUUCAAAGGAACAUGCUAUUUGUUUGGUGAAAAUGUCAUUAAUUGCGAUGACGCUAACUCGUUUUGUCAAAAAGAAAGUGCAAAAUUGGUAUCAAUUACAUCACAAGAGAAAAAAGCUUUUGUGUUGUCACAAUCAAGCAACAUAUCCCAUGAAUACUGUUGGAUUGGGGACUGGAACUGGACACAAGACGGGGAAGGAAAAUGUACACAAUUCUACCCAACUUCUGUCCCUUGGUCCGACGGCCCUUGUGAAAGCAAUCAAACAAGAGCCGUCUGUGAGAAAGAUAUUCAGAAAUUUGGCUGUCUUGAUGGAAGUUGGCAUGGUUAUAAGGAUAAUUGUUACCGCCAUUAUAGCAAUCUGUCAUUAUGGCCCACAGCUGUAUCUUUUUGCAGAGGGCUGCGAAAGGCUGACCUGGCCAGCAUCCAUUCACAAGAGGAGGAUAAGUUUAUUCAGACUAUCAUUCAAAAAUACGCCGGAUAUUCGUGGAUUGGUUUCAAUUCUUAUGACGAAGAACGCUGGAGCGAUGGCACUGACGUUGACUACAGUAAAAUCAUCGAUACUCGUGAAGAAGGAUGGUGUCUUGUAUACAGCCAGGAAGAUCACGUUUUCUCUUGGAAAAGGCAGUCGUGCGCAUCAGAACAUGCGUACGUGUGUAAGGAUAUGAGAGUUAGAAGAUACUAGGAGUCAAAUUUUUGACGCAGGUGACAAAAAUGUAUAGGUUAACAAGGUUUUAUUUCAGCUAAUUAAUGAAUAUGUCUACAAGUUCUUUGUCUUUGAGUUCUACGAAAUUUGCUGUAGAAGUGUUGGAUCAGUCGGGUAAGUAAACGCUCGUAUUAUUAUGUUGUUAUUGUUAAUAUUUACAAUAGAAUGACAAUAUUAGCUAAAAUUUUAUUGGACAUUUAACAUGGGAUGUAUUAAAAAGUAUUAAGAGUACAUGUUUCAAAAAUCACAAAAUCUGAAUCGAAUAAACCGUGAAGCUUGUACAAUAGUACUAUUUUGAACUAAACGGGAAGAAGGUUAAGCGAGAGUCUACGCAUGGCGUGCUUUGAGACUCUGGUGUAAAGCACUACAUAAAUCAAAAUACCGUAUACAUAGAUUCCAGGUAUCUGAUUGGUUAAAAAGCGGGUAAUAACUUCAGCUAUUACUCUUGUGAGGUAGAUUCAAUGAGAAUUCAUAGAUUCUCUAGAAGGUGGGGGAGGGGGUGGGGAGAGUGGAAAUAAUAUCACGUAAAAUGAUAUUAUUUUUUUGCACUGUUGCGCCUCACUUAACGUCGCUGUGUAAAAGUAUGACACGUACGGACGUAAAAGGGAUUGCGACCUCUACGGCUAGAGAGAUUGGCACUUUGGCCGCCCAGACCAAGUAGGCCUGGCCUAGGGCCUAGGCCUACUUGGUAGGUACUCUUCUUAAUUACUUUGUUAGACCUUGUAGAAUCUAUGUAUGAGGUAUAUAAAACUAUAUACUACUAUAAACUGCUAUAUAAAUUCGUGGAACGGUGAAAUCUGCCCUCGGUGAUGUGGAGACUAGCUACUAUGUUCCUGAGGGCCGAGCUAUGGUUUUCACAUCACCUCGGGGCAAUGGGUUUCACCAUUCUCCUCAUAAACAGUCAAUAUUUGUAUACUCUUACUGUUAUUAUAAAAAACAGAAUUGUUGUGUGCAAGACGAUGACCAAUAAUGUCGGUAGGAACAAAGAUUAGUAGGAAUUAAGGGCGCUCAAUCAACGACAGUAUUAGCAUCUUUUCCUGUACAUUUGCUUCCAUUGGAACUUAAUUA
Molecule: messenger RNA, 5940 nt
Organism: Anneissia japonica
Lineage: Eukaryota; Metazoa; Echinodermata; Crinoidea; Comatulida; Comatulidae
Exons: 21
Coding region: 1-4851 (1616 amino acids)
Molecular function (GO): protein binding
Source: RefSeq, a predicted model, not a curated record